AACUACACGGGACCCGAUCAAGUCAACAAUAUUCCAGUAAUCUGCUAGACUUUUCAGCUUGGUAUCGUAACAGGUUAAAACGAGUGACUUAAACAGGAAAGUGAGACGGUUAUCUAAAACCUUAAGAGCUACUAGGAAAUCAUAAUGGAGAAAUAUGUGAGGGUGAAGAAAAUUGGAGAAGGAUCAUUUGGAAAAGCUGUUCUCGUGAAAAGCAAAGAAGAUGGCCUACAAUACGUGGUUAAAGAAAUUUCAAUUUCAAAAAUGCAAAUGAAAGAAAGACAAGAAGCUCGAAAAGAAGUCAGUGUAUUGUCAAAGAUGCGACAUCCAAAUAUUGUGCAAUAUGUGGAAUCGUUUGAAGAGAGUGGAUGUCUUUACAUUGUGAUGGAGUAUUGUGAGGGAGGUGAUCUGUAUGCAAGAAUUAAUUCACAACGUGGAAUGGCAUUCUCAGAAACUAAAGUUUUGGAAUGGUUCGUGCAGAUGUGCCUUGCGUUAAAACAUGUUCAUGAUCGAAAAAUCCUACACAGAGAUAUUAAAACUUCUAAUAUAUUUCUCACAAAAAGUGGAGCAAUUAAGCUUGGUGAUUUUGGAAUUGCCAGAGUUUUAAACAAUACACUUGAACUCGCGAGAACUUGCAUUGGAACACCUUACUAUCUGAGUCCUGAAAUUUGCGAAAACAAACCUUAUAAUAACAAGAGUGAUGUUUGGGCAUUGGGAUGUGUUUUGUAUGAAGUUCUCACAUUAAAACAUGCAUUUGAAGCUGGAAAUAUGAAGAAUCUUGUACUGAAAAUUAUCAGGGGAUCUUAUCCUCCAGUUCCGCCUCGGUAUUCAUAUGAUCUUCGAGGUUUAGUCAGUCAACUGUUUCGACGAAAUCCUCGAGAUCGACCAUCUGUAAAUACAAUAUUACGGCAACCAUUUAUCAAGAAACAUACAGUGAAAUUUUUAACACCUGAGCAACAUGAGGAUGAAUUCAGUCACACAGUUCUUCAUAAGAAUAGAAAGCCAAAUCCAAGGCCAAUAUCUGCUCCAGUAGCUGCACGUAAAAAACCUGAUGAUAAACCUAAAGGUGUAAAAAGUCCUGUUGAUGCCCGAGCAAAACAAAUAGCAGGGAUAUAUGGACCAUCUGUUGCAGCUCCAAGACCAAGCAGUGCUGCUGUCAGAUAUAGAAGACUCGCUGAACAGAAAAAGAAAAGUGAAUAUGAAAUGGAAAAGAAAAACAGAUUACAAGCUGAGAGAGAAAGAAGAGAACAAAAUGAAAGAAAAAGGAAGGAGGAAAUAGCCAAGUUACAAUUGGAUCGUGCCAAUCGAAUUCGAAGACAACAAUUAUAUAGAGACAGAGAAAUGGCGAGGCAGUUGAAUUUGAAGCGGUCUAGCGACGUCUUUGAUAAGAAUAAAGCGUCUGAUGAGAAUAAAAAUCCGUCUGAAAACAAACAUCCACCUCCAAAGCAAGCUCGGCCAACGUCAGCACCAAGCCAACAACCAGCUGAAAAAUAUGAAAAAUAUCAUCAGUAUCUUGCAAGAUUAAGAGAAGGACAAGGGAAUGGAAUAGCUGAGCCAGCUAUGAACAAACUUGGUCAAGUGAAAGAAGCAUGGAAUGAACGACUUCAUGCCCAGAAUGCAGCUAUGGACGCCAUCGGAAAUAAAAUUGAAGCGAGAUUAGCAGCAGAAAAGGCCAGAGUUGAAAAUGAAUACUUGCAGAGAAGACAGGAAGCUGAAAUUAAUAAAAAACAAGGACAAAUUAUGAUUCAUGGUGAAAGAAUUCCACCCAGAGGAGGAGUUGCAGCCGCUUUGCAACCUUUUCAUGCUGCCCAUGCACAACAACAACCAAAGGGAAGAAAUAAAGAGGAAGAUGAUUACCUUGCUAGAUUAAGACAAAUCCGAAUACAAAAUUUCAAUGAAAGAAGAGCUUUGAAAGAAAAACAGCAAGCAAAACCUUACAAGGUUGUCAAUGCGAAGGAUGAAUUUGAAAAAAUAAGGCGAGAAAAAAUUGAGGCUUUACAGAAACAAGCUGAUGAAAGAGCUAAACUUAUCAGAGAAAAUGUGGAAAUGAGAAAACAAGCUUUGAAUGAAAAACCUCUUGAACGAAAUGCACACCAAGAACGGGCACGGGUGAGAGGAGUGAUUCCACCAGAUGAAAGAAAAGUGAAUUAUGUUCCAAAUCCAAUUGGAAUUACACAAGCUCUAAAUGCAGUUGGAAUUGAAAAUAAACCUGAACUUCCUAUUGUAAAUGCACAAGCUGAACCGAAGAAGGAUGAGUCCAUAGAACAACCAGCUAAACCACAAGUUCGAAAGAAUAUCUUGAAAAGAUUGAAUGAGAAGUUUCUACAAAACGAAGAAAACAAGGAUAAAGAUCAAGAUAGCAGUACGAAACCACCAGCACCAGUUCGUAAUGCAUGGGGUGAUGCAAACGUAAAACAAAAUAUGCAGCCACAAUGGGCAGCUGGUGACAUCGGAUUCAAACUUGCAAAUAUGCCUUUAGAGGAGACCGCUUCGCAAAUGGAAGAAACCAAAUAUGAUGAUCCGGUUCUAUUGAAUCAGGUUAAAAAUGCAGCGGCAAAGAGAGGAUGGAAUAAACCUAGUAAUACUGUCGUUAAUAAACUCAAUUUAUUAAGUUUAUGUGAUCCUACAUUAACUGCAGCACAAGAUGAUAAUGAUGAUGUGGAUGCAAAAUUUGAUAAGAAAACCAUUCCAGAGAAUAAUAAUAACAACAAUGUUGCCAAACUUACAGCAGUUAAGUCAGAAUUGCCAGUGAAAUCAUCUCAACCUGGCCCGAGACCACUGCCGCCUGUCCCUGCCAGAUCACAAUCUCCAACACGAUUUACUGUCAAAUUUGAAGACGCAAAAAUGGCAAAACCUGUUUUAGGCGAUGUUAAAAAAGAACUUCAUAAACCAGCUAUUCCAGCUAAAGGUACAGUUGUACUUGGUGACUUAUCGGCAGCGGCUUUGGCGAGUACACCAGAAGUGAAUGUCUCUGAACCCCAAUCAAAACCUGUCGUUCCACAAAAGUCUUCUGUCGUUGCAGCUUUAGCAGCGAAAUUUGAUUCUGGUGCCGCAUCGCACAAAUCAACGUUUGUGGUCGGAAAAGUAGAAAAUGAGGCAGAUGGAGAUAAACAAUUAUCUAAUACUGAUAAUACAAUUGAAGAUGAUAAAACUAAAACAAAAAAUAUCUCUUCAAAUGAAGAUGGAAAAAAUGAAUCUCAUCAAGACAAAGUUGAAAUUUCUACUGAUAAAAAAGAUGAACCUGCUGAUAAGAAAGCCAUAUCUAUUGAUAAAUCUACUGAUUCAGUUGAUCAGGCAGAGAUUCAAGUGAUUAAUUUAUGUGAUGAUUCAGUAAGCGAAAAAGUUGACAAACCUGUUAUUGAUGCUUGGAGCAAAGAUUCAGAUAAUGCAAAUAAGGAAAAACAAAUGAUUACUGAAAAUUCGCCGAGGGUGAAUACGCAAAAGCGAAGUUCAGAAGAAGAAAAUGUAGUUGCAGCUGAAAGCCCCAGAAAAAUGCCAUCGCCUACCAUUUCAUCAGCUAACAUUGAACAGAAAGAAAAACUAUUUGAUAGAGUUCCACAAUCUCCUACAGUUUCAGCAACUCUACCUAUUCAAAGCCAGAGUUUGAAUUCUUCUCCACAAAAAUUAAGUAAAACGUUGUAUGCAACUGCAAGUGAAGAAAUGGUUUUAAAAUUGACUUUAGGACAUUUUGACUCUCCAAGUGUAAAAUUAUUACGAACUUGCUCUAUGCCUGAUUUAACGAAAGCAAUACCAGAGGAAUCAGCAGAGAUAGAUGAAUCAUCACCUGUACGUAGAUCUCUUGAUAUGAUGAAAUCACCUCACAGUGACGAUGAAGGUUCUUCAGGAACAAUGAGUCCUGAUUUUGCAGCGAGUGUUGCUGAAUCAAUGAACGAUACAAAUUUUGAUGACGAUCCUGAUUUAAUUCCGAGUGAGGAAGGAGGAGAAAUACUGGAUGAAGAAGAGGAAGAUGAAGAUUUAGCGAGUCUCAGAGCUAAUUUGGAAAAUGCUCUUCAAAUUGAUCCUGUAUCUAGCGAUGAAAAUAAAAGUGACUGUAGUGAAGGAUGGGAAUCAGAUGAUGAUGACGUUAGUUCAGAUGGAGGUGGAUCAGAUAUUUCAGAUACUGAAAGUGUUUUUUCAAGAUUGGAAGCAAAUCGUGAAGAAUUAGAAGCUGAACUUGGAUUUGAAGAAUUUAUGAAAGCUUAUAAAUAUAUUCAGGCUAUUCAUGAAGAUGAAAAUGAUGAAAUGAAAGAUUGUGAACGGAGAAUACGAGCAAUACUCGGUGAUAAACAUGACAGAUUAUAUCCCAGAAUAUUACAGCUUGUAAUGGCUGAUGGUGCAUAUUGUGAAGAUAACAAUUGAUGACAUUCCUACUUGGAAAUUCCAUUGGGAACAUUGGAUUCAAAACCCUAUUUUUUACCAAAGUUUUUAAAUUUAUAUAUACCUAAUAUUUCCAUUCCUAUAGUUCUCAGUAUGUAAGGUGCUAACUACAAACACAACGCACUGUAAACAUACAAGUGCUGAAUGCAAUUGCAAGUAGAAGUGCACGGUGCAUAUUAUUGAUUAAUUUAUUGAUGGAGGGUAAAAGUUAUUUAUGUCUUUGUGUAGAAAGUUGAAUAGUCUUAUUGUGGGCAUUAACACUAUGUCAUUCUCUGUUAACAUAGUCCUAAAUUAGCCUGAAAUAGGCGACGAAAGAUCGGAAUCAACUCAAUAUAUUUCAAAUAUCACAACAACAUGUUAUGUGAUAUCCGCGAUUUUUGACAUUUGGUGAUUUCAUCAAUGUUUGACAUAUGUGUUGGAUCUUUUGUUUCAUCUCUUGAUCUGAAGGUGACAUCAAAAAAAAGAAACCAUUAAUUUCUUAAUUUCUGUAAUCUAGAAUACAUAAAAGUAAUGUUUUCUCUAGAAUAAGUUCCAGAUGAUGUGGAUUCUGUUUUUUUCCUUUGUUUAUUUACGAUUAAGGUUCUUCUGUAUUGAAAUUUUCAUCUGCAAAGAUAGGGUUUGGAAAAACUAUCUUCUCUUAAUUUUUCUGACAUUGAUUAUCAUAUGAGUAAAUACAUUACAGCUUCUUCAUCUUCAAUUCAAUAAAGUUUUCUUUGGCUUGGGAAGCCUGACCUUAUUUCAGACAAUUAUCUGUGAACGCCUGUCCUUUCCCAAAGCAUAAAUCAAAUCAGACUGCUUGUUGGAAGCUUUGAGAAACUAUUGCUUCAUCAGUAUUUAUUUGAAGACAGUUUUAAAUCCUGGCAUUUAUGUCGGUCAUUAAGUGCUACACACUGCGACAGCCUGUGAGGCUAUAUGUCAAUUACAGAGACCUUCUAUGUGAGGGGCGUGCAACUGGCCCACGUGCCACAGCCCGGUCCGCCAAGGUAUUUAGUGUGGCCCUUGUCAACACUCAGAUUUUCUAUUAUCCAGCAUAAAAUCUUAUUCAGACUGUUAUGUUCAAAUAGGCUCUUCUCACAUGGGUAACAAUACAUAAUGUUUUUGCUCUUGUCGCUGUGUUAAAUCUUCCACCGUUUUGUCCGCUUCAUCUAUUACUGUAAGGCCAAGCGAUAGCUGUGUUCCGCAUUUUUGUGUGGCGCAGCUAGAUGUCUGAAGUUGGUUGUAUGGCACACUGACCAAAAAUGUUACACACCCCUGAUCUACCAAUAGUGGACUCAUUAUACUUUGACAUUAGCUGUGUAAUUUGUAUUAUGAUCAUUUUCGGACGAAUUUCUGCCAAAUACACCUUAGUAAUAAUUCCAUAGCUAAAUUUAUAUAGUUAAGUUUAUGCAGAUUUGCAAUUGUACAGUCAAACUGUGUGUAGUAGUUUGACCUUAAUAGUGAUGUUUUGCUACAUGUUUCUAGUUGAAUAAAACCAAAAUUAUGUUUA
This is a messenger RNA of Styela clava, 5860 nucleotides long. Its product is annotated as serine/threonine-protein kinase Nek1-like. The record is from RefSeq and is a predicted model, not a curated record. Gene Ontology annotation, biological process: protein phosphorylation. Gene Ontology annotation, molecular function: protein kinase activity; ATP binding. NCBI's taxonomy places the organism in Eukaryota, Metazoa, Chordata, Ascidiacea, Stolidobranchia, Styelidae.